AUGGGUUCAAUUCCAUAUUUAGUCACCGCCUCUGUAAGAAGCAGAAAUUUUUCCGUUAUUGCUUCCAUGAAUAAAUAUGGAAUGAUCAUGAAAGAAUUACACAAUGGACCAAUAAAUGGAGAAUUUUUUGUGAAUUACAUUGUUAACUUAAAAUCUGCGUGUAUUGACAAUGGAAUUGAAUCCCCAGUUUUUAUUAUGGACAACGCUAAAAUACACCACUACAAACUGUUAAAAUCAAAAAUGAGUGAAUUAAAUUUGGAAAUUUUAUAUCUACCACCAUAUUCAUCAUUUUUAAAUCCAAUUGAAAAUGUUUUUUCAAAAUGGAAGAAUCAUGUAAUCAGAGGAAAUGCAAAAAAAGAAAAUGAAUUGUUUAUUUUAAUUAAUGAGGGCUUUGAAUCAAUUACAGAAAAUGGUUGUAAUGGAUUCUUUCGAAAUAUGUUACAUUAUGUAGCAAAAUCAUUGCAAAAAGAACUGAUCCAUUAG
Molecule: messenger RNA, 483 nt
Organism: Octopus sinensis (East Asian common octopus)
Lineage: Eukaryota; Metazoa; Mollusca; Cephalopoda; Octopoda; Octopodidae
Exons: 1
Coding region: 1-483 (160 amino acids)
Molecular function (GO): nucleic acid binding
Source: RefSeq, a predicted model, not a curated record